Messenger RNA from Drosophila melanogaster (fruit fly), 1647 nucleotides. RefSeq lists its product as uncharacterized. The transcript has 4 exons. Gene Ontology annotation, molecular function: transmembrane transporter activity. Gene Ontology annotation, cellular component: membrane. Gene Ontology annotation, biological process: transmembrane transport. The record is from RefSeq and is marked reviewed. Bases 54 to 1493 code for a protein of 479 amino acids. NCBI's taxonomy places the organism in Eukaryota, Metazoa, Arthropoda, Insecta, Diptera, Drosophilidae.
UCCGAUCGGUCGUUUUAAAGAAGUGAAGAAGUGUUUUGUUGACCAAUUCAAAAAUGACGGCCGAGACAAACAAAGGACCCGUUCUGGGAAUGAGGCAUGUCCAGGCGCUACUGAUCUUCCUCAAUAUAACUACCGUAUUCAUAGGCCGCCUAAAUGUGGGCGUGUCUGUGGUGGCAAUGACCAAUGCGGAAACCACGAACCCGAACUUUCCGGAAUACGAUUGGACGGAGGCAGAGAAGUCGUAUAUAUUCUCCAGUUUCUUUUGGGGCUACAUCUUGACCCAAUUUAUAGGUGGCUAUCUCUGCAAGCGCUUUGGAGUCAAGAGUGUAAUGUUUUGGGGUGUCUUUGUAUCUGGUGUCUGCAGUGCAUUGACCCCGCUCUUCAUCGGUUUUGGCGGAUGGCAGGCCUACUGCGGAAUUCGCGUGGUUAUGGGCUUGGCACAGGGACUAGUUUUUCCCUGUAUUCAUCACCAUUUGGCCAAAUGGUCACCUCCGGCGGAACGAAAUCGGUUGGGAGCUCUUAGUCACACUGGGAUGGAGUGCGGCAAUGUAAGUGCCAUGUUCUUGAGCGGAAUGAUAGCCAAAAGUGCCAUUGGUUGGCCAGGAAUAUCAUAUGUCUCCGCAGGAUUAGCCUUCGCCUGGUGUGCCAUUUGGUUCGUUUUUGCCGCUGACAAUGCAGUGGAAUCUCGUUACAUAACCCAGGAAGAACUCCACUAUAUCGAAUCGUCUCUGAAGCACAAUGAGGACUAUCACAAGACCGUAAUUCCCGUACCAUGGAUGGCGAUUUGGACCUCGGCACCAUUUCUUGCUCUUACGCUGACGCGUUGUUGCGCGACCUGGGGUCUGAGCACCCUCCAGGCCCAAAUCCCAACUUAUAUGAACGGAGUUCUGGAUAUGGACAUGAAAAGCAAUGCAUUCUUUUCGGCAUUACCAUUUCUGGCCAUGUGGAUUAUGUCGUAUGUGUACCUGAUAAUCGCCGAUGUUCUGCUCGCCGGAAACAGGCUGAGUUUAACGGCCCUCCGGAAGACCUUCAACUCGUUGGCCUUCUGGAUUCCUUGUGCCACUUUGAUUGGAAUCGGAUUCCUGGAUCAGGAGCAGAAGAACCUGGCAAUUGCUUUGAUGACCAUCAGUGUCGGUGUCAACAGUGGAGCAACAAUCGGAAGCUCCUUGAACACCAUAGAUCUAUCCCCGAAUCAUGCGAGUAUUCUAAUGGGAAUCUUGAAUACGGCUGUUACUGUAGUGCCUAUAGUAACCCCUUUGAUUGUUGGAGUUAUUGUUCAUGAAGACGAUAACCGUGCUGAGUGGCAGAUAGUGUUCAUAAUUGCGGCAGUACUUUUUUUUGUCGGAAACUCGGUGUACCUAUACUUUGGAACGGCUGUUUCACAACCCUGGGAUGCUGAAGACUACCUCACAGUAAAGGUGCCAGAGCUAGCUAAAGUUCCAGCUAUCCAUGAAGCUGGUAAAGGUAUUGAUGACCUUCCACGAAGUCCUUGAAUUGAAGUUCUAUCGAUAGCACUUAAGUCUUCAGUUAACAUAGAAACUAUUUAAAACAACAAAGCAAUCAAAAUAAUUUAGAGUAUUAUUAUUAAAUUUAAUAAGAUUUAAGAUCUACAUCAGUACAUUUCAUUUGUUUAUUAAACGUAUAAGU